UUGAAAGAUACAUCGCUGACUACUUAACUCAAUAGUAAGCGUAAAAUACCAGAAGACAACUACAACAAUGACCAUUGCUUGUUUUUAAAGUUGAAGGUCUAAACUAAACUAGUUUAAACUAAAAAGUGAUACAAUGGCUAGUUAUACAUGUCUUUACCUUCUGUUAAUAGUUUGCAUACUUUUGAUGAUUACUGAAGCAUCAUUAAGAAAACCUUCAAUUAAUCUUCCUGACUGGAGGGCACAUGCAGAUUAUAUUACAACCUGUGAUUUUGACAGUGAUCAGUCGCCAUUCUGUGACUGGAAUGCACAUGGGUUAAUCAGAAGCCAAGCGGGUCAUGAGAAUUUCUACCUCUCAAGAGAUCCAAUGAGUGCUGAAACUUGGCUAAAGACUGAGGCUCUACAUCUUUCUGGAGACAUUUGUCUUGAAUUCUGGUAUUACAAACCAGGGAAUGACAGCUCAGAACUGAGGGUCCUGCUAAGUGAUGAUGAUCUCCUAACACAAAUCUGGACCUCUCUGCAAACCAAGGGCCACUUCUGGAGUCAGGUGCUCAUUCCACUGAGUUACUCAGAGAUUUCUGUCAAGAUUAUUUUUGAACUUAUAAAAAGACAAGGAAUGAAAGAAACUGUCUUUGACAGGAUUGGAGUACAGCGGGGACAGUGUGAAUCUCAGUGUCAGACAGGCACUCGUUUCAGGACAGAUGAAUCCACCGAGUGCACUUGUAUUGAAAAUCAGCUGACCUGUGCCCAAAUUGCCUGUGAGGAUGGUCAGCCCUGCAGUAAGACAAUGCAAUCCAAACAGUCAAGUGAUUCAUUCACAUCUGGCAUCUGCACAGUUACAAGUGACCUGCAAUACACCACAUUUGAUGGGGUCAAAUCCUGUUUCAUGGGUCAUUGUACCCAUGUACUGACAGAGUUGUGCGAUGAGAGUGGAUUGCUUCCAGAUUUUUUACUAGAGGUGAAGAAUGAGCAAAUAGGCAAAUCAUUUAAAUUCCAAAUGCAGCAGGUUAAUCUGAAAAUACAAAAUCUAAGAGUUAUGCUGCCAAGAAGAAACAAAAGAAAAAUAAUGGUAAAUGGGAUUUGGAGAAAUCUUCCUCUGAGUUUAGAUAAAAACUCAAUAAAAAUAAGUGGCCAUGGACCAGCUGUGAUGCUUCAGACAAACUUCAACCUGUCCAUUUCCUUUGCCAAAUCUGGUGCCCUUCAGGUCACCAUACCUAGCCAGUAUUCAGACAAACUCUGUGGCAUGUGUGGCAACUUUAACAAUGUAAUGGAUGAUGAUAAGAACAUGCCAGACAAAUAUCUGGUCAAGGACACCCAGAUUCCGGGGCAGAGGCCCAAUUACCCAUGCCAAGACCCCACUGUACAAAGCAUGUGUACAGAAAUGGAGGAGAUGGAAUAUUCAAACAAAAUGUUCUGUGGAGUUCUGCUCUCCCAAAAUGGCCCCUUCUCUGAGUGUUCAUCUUUUCUUGAUGCAUCAAGCCUCUUCAGGAGCUGUAUAUCCAAGAUGUGUAUCACUAAAGGAGAUCGAGAUGUUUUUUGUGAUGUCCUGAAGGCAGUUGAAAAGUCCUGCAGUGAGGUUGGAUUUUUUGUGACUGGCUGGAGAACUGCAACUCACUGUUCUCUAGUUUGUGGUUCUAACAGCCACUAUAAUGCCUGCUCCAGAGAUCACCCUGCCACUUGCUCUAUCCUGGAUGCUACAGAGGAUUAUGGAAGAUGUCAAGAGAGAUGCGACUGUGAUGACGGUUUCCUGCUAAGUGGAGGAAGCUGUGUACCUGUUGAAGAAUGUGGGUGCUGGGUGGAUGGACAACACUAUAAGAGGAGAGAGACAUUUAUGGAAGGUGACUGUGAGAAGCUGUGCACAUGUGCAGGCCAUGGCAAUAUUGAGUGUUCAGCUACUUACUGUCUGGCCAGUGACGUCUGUAAAGUCAAAAAUGGGGCAGUAGGAUGCUUUCCUUCAAGCCCAGUGACCUGCACAGUUUAUGGGGAUACUCAUUACAUCACCUUUGACGGCAAAGCCUAUUCAUUCCAGGGAACCUGCAACUAUACCAUUGCUAAAACAUGCAUUGCUGAUGCAGUUCAGUUCACACUAACAGUGAGGAAUGAGGGGCUAAGAAAUUAUACAUCUUCAUCUCUGAACUCUGUGGCUCUGGUUGUGGAUGGAUUUCACCUUGCAAUUAGAAAAAAUAAUCUGGUUUAUGUGAAUGGAGGUCAAAUUACUCUUCCUUUUUUACACAGCAACUCAGUGAGAGUGUCCAAAAUAGGUCCUUAUGUGAUAGUGGAAACAAACUUUGGUUUGAGAUUCCUAUUUAAUGGAAAUGACCGGCUCUUUGUGCAGGUAGAUGAGAGGCACAAGGGCAGGAUGUGCGGCCUAUGUGGCACCUACUCAGGAAGCCAGUUUGAUGACUUCUUGACACCUGAAGGCAGUAUAGUGCCAUAUCCACAUGACUUUGCUAAUAGUUGGAAUACUCAUGACACAGGCUGGCCAUGUGUUAAUAGUUCUCAAAUUCAACCCGAAUGUUCACCUGAGUUGGAGAGCAAGGGAUUUCUGGAGUGUAGUAAGCUGUUUGGAGAUGCCUUUAAAGCCUGCCACUGGUUCGUGCCUCCUCAGGUCUUUGUGAAUAGCUGUGUACAAGACUAUUGCACCUCAAGGGGGGAUCAGACCCAGCUAUGCACUUCUUUAAAAAAUUACGUGGCGGCCUGUGAAGUGUCUGAGGUGUUUUUGGGAGACUGGUGGAAGGACACAGUCUGUGAUAUUCCAACUAAACCACCAGUGACAGAACCAACCACCUCAACACCAUCACAACCCACUACCUCAAAUUUAAAACCAAGUUGUCCAUGGAGCUGCAACUUUGACUGGGAUGAAUGUGGAUGGGAACAGUUAAUCCAGGAUAGUUUUGAUUGGACAAGAUUUUCUGGACCAACACCAUCCAAUUUCACUGGCCCAACCAGUGACCACACUACAGGAGGUGGCUUUUACAUGUAUAUUGAGGGUGAUGAUGUCUACCAUGGUGAUUCAGCACGAAUGAUGAGUCCAAUAUGCAAUACUUUGGGCACCCAGUGCAUGACCUUCUGGUAUCACAUGUAUGGUUGGGCAUCAUCCAUGUUUCUUAAUGUUUACAUGUUGGAAGAGAACCGUGCCACAAAAAUAUGGUCUAAAACAAAUAGUCAGGGCAACCACUGGCACCUAGCCCAAACUGAGAUCAACCCAAUGGGACAAUUCCAGAUUAUUGUGGAAGGCAUUAGGGGUUCAAAUGCUCUGUCAGAUGUGGCAUUGGAUGAUGUUACCAUAGUGCAUGGAAAAUGUGGUGCAGUUAGCGUGAUGCCAGAACAUGACAUAUCAUUGCCAACCAGUGGAAACCUAUCUAUUUCUACCCCAGUGUGCAGAGUCAACUGCAAUUUUGACAACAAUCUUUGCAUGUGGACACAACUGGUAACAGAUGUUUUUGAUUGGACAAGACACAGUGGUUCCACCCCUACGUCAAUGACUGGGCCAUUUUCUGAUCAUACAACAGGAACUGGUUACUACCUGUACAUUGAGGGUGACAGUGCCACUCAUGGAGACACAGCACGUCUUCUAAGUGAGGAAUGCUCUGAUGUACAACCUCAGUGUCUACAGUUCUGGUACCACAUGUAUGGCUCCAGCUGGACUAUGGGUCUAACUGUCUAUCUUUUGUAUGGAAAUGUGGCCCAGGAGAUCUGGAGAAAAAAUGAAAACCAGGGGAAUGUCUGGCAUCAGGCUAUAGUAGAUAUUACACCACAAGGCAAAUUCAAGAUUUUAUUUGAAGGACGCAGAGGAGACAAUGCCAGGUCAGAUGUGGCUUUGGACGAUGUCACUAUACACAGAGGACCUUGUGCAGAUUUAAUAAAUCAUCAGACUUUAUCACCUGCACCUGUAAAGCCAACAAUAAUCAGCACCAACCCAACUACAAAAUCUGCAUUCUCACCUGUGUGCACAUUCAACUGCAAUUUUGACAGCAACCUGUGCACAUGGAGUCAGUUAGCAACUGAUGUUUUUGACUGGAUGAGGCACAGUGGUCCAACAACCACAGCAAUGACUGGUCCAUCAUCUGAUCACACAACAGGAACUGGUUACUACCUGUACAUUGAGGGUGACAGUGCGUCUCAUGGAGACACAGCACGUCUCCUCAGUGAGGAAUGCUCUGAUGCAGUACCCCAGUGUCUGCAGUUCUGGUAUCACAUGUAUGGCUCCAGCUGGACUAUGGGUCUGACUGUCUAUCUUUUGUAUGGAAAUGUGGCCCAGGAGAUCUGGAGAAAAAGAGAAAACCAGGGGAAUGUCUGGCAUCAGGUUUUAGUGGACAUUACACCACAAGACAAAUUCAAUAUUGUAUUUGAAGGUCGCAGAGGAGACAGUGCUAGGUCAGAUGUUGCUCUAGAUGAUGUCACUAUACAAAGAGGACGCUGUUCAGAUUUAAUAAACCAUCAGACAGUUUCAACUGCACCUGUAAAAUCAACCUUAAACAGUACAGGCACCAGCUCCACAACAAAAUCUGCAUUCUCGCCUGUGUGCACAUUAAACUGCAAUUUUGACAGCAACCUGUGCACAUGGAGUCAGUUAGCAACUGAUGUUUUUGACUGGACAAGACUCAGUGGUCCAACACCCACAGCAAUGACUGGUCCAUCAACUGAUCACACAACAGGAACUGGUUACUACCUGUACAUUGAGGGUGACGGUGCCACCCAUGGAGACACAGCACGUCUCCUAAGUGAGGAAUGCUCUGAUGUACACCCUCAAUGUCUGCAGUUCUGGUACCACAUGUAUGGCACCAGCUGGACUAUGGGUUUAAGUGUCUAUCUCUUGCAUGGGAAUGUGGCCCAGGAGGUCUGGAAAAGGAGAGAAAACCAGGGGGAUGUUUGGAUUCAGGCUUUAGUGGACAUCACACCCCAUGGCAAAUUCAGGAUUUUAUUUGAAGGACGCAGAGGACACAAUGCUAGGUCAGAUGUGGCUGUGGAUGACAUUCUUUUCCAUAGAGGAACCUGUGCAGAUUUAAUGAAGCAUUGGGUGGGUUCACCUGCACCAGAAUAAUCUCUACAGUCUGCAAUAAAUCUUCAACUUCAUUGCCUCUUAAAUAAACUAUGACAAAUUACAGCGCCGGACCAUAAUAUUACACCUGUCUCAGUCUCCUAUCAGUCUCAGAUUUUGAUUUAAUUAAAAAUCACUUUUUGUACGUUGGUCUAGAUAAUUGCAUCUGCCAAAUGCCUAAUGGUAAAUGUAAAAUAAUUCUUAACUAAUUACUAAUUAAUAAUCUAACCCUUUUUGUAAUUAAUACUUGUGAUUAUCUAGUGAAUGAUUAUUAAUAUUUACUUACUGUACUUAAUUUUGUUUAAAAUAACAGCAUUUUAUUUUCUUUCCUAUGAUCUUUCGA
Molecule: messenger RNA, 5381 nt
Organism: Clarias gariepinus (North African catfish)
Lineage: Eukaryota; Metazoa; Chordata; Actinopteri; Siluriformes; Clariidae
Exons: 25
Coding region: 134-5041 (1635 amino acids)
Cellular component (GO): membrane
Source: RefSeq, a predicted model, not a curated record